Gorilla gorilla gorilla (western lowland gorilla) is the source of this 3887-nucleotide messenger RNA. It is a transcript of the gene EVX2, whose product is annotated as even-skipped homeobox 2. The record is from RefSeq and is a predicted model, not a curated record. Gene Ontology annotation, biological process: regulation of transcription by RNA polymerase II. The transcript is spliced from 5 exons. Gene Ontology annotation, molecular function: RNA polymerase II cis-regulatory region sequence-specific DNA binding; DNA-binding transcription factor activity, RNA polymerase II-specific. Lineage: Eukaryota; Metazoa; Chordata; Mammalia; Primates; Hominidae. Gene Ontology annotation, cellular component: nucleus. The coding region runs from base 400 to 1845 and encodes 481 amino acids.
GCAAAGGACCGGAGCCUUCCUCCUCACUUGUCUCUUCUCGCCUCCUACCUGGAUCUAUUUGUCUGCUCUGAAGCUGCCUUCAUUACCCACUGACAGGAGCGUGUAUUUAUUUGCUUAUAAACCUGUUACAAUAAAUGAUUAUUCGAACAGCGUCAUUCGUACCUUAAUGACGAGCGGGCGCUACUUUUUGAUGAAUGACAUCUCGAGCUCGGAAGGAUGUAUGGGUCAUUUUGACCAGUCAUUCCCUCGCUCUGGCAUCCCACAAUUUUUCCGCCUCCCUCCGAAAGCGAUAAUAAUAUUUAGAGGCGUUCGCUGGGGCUGAAUGAGAAUUAGCCCUAGGCGCAGCCUAUCAUUAGGACGGGACAGCAGGGCCACUGUGACAUUUUUAAGAAAGCUGAGAUGAUGGAAAGAAUAAGAAAAGAGAUGAUUCUGAUGGAGAGAGGGCUGCACAGCCCUACGGCGGGCAAGAGAUUCUCCAAUUUGUCCGACUCGGCUGGCAAUGCUGUGCUCGAGGCCCUGGAAAAUUCGCAGCACCCGGCUCGCCUAAGCCCGCGCCUGCCGUCUGCCCCCCUGCACAGCGCUCUGGGAGAACUCCCCGCCAAGGGCAAAUUCGAAAUAGACACUUUGUUCAACCUGCAGCACACGGGCAGCGAAAGCACCGUCUCCUCCGAAAUCUCCUCCGCCGCCGAGAGCCGCAAGAAGCCGGGCCAUUAUUCAGAGGCGGCCGCUGAGGCCGACAUGAGCAGCGACGUGGAGGUGGGCUGCUCCGCGCUUCGCUCCCCCGGGGGCCUCGGCGCCGCUCAGCUUAAGGAAAACAAUGGCAAAGGGUACGCAGAGAGCGGCUCGGCUGCCGGCACCACGACGUCGGCGUCGGGCUCAGGCCUCGGAAGCCUGCAUGGAGGCAGCGGAGGCAGCGGCGGGAGCGCGGCGCUGGGUGGCUCCGGCUCUGGCGCGGAUCAAGUGCGGCGCUACCGUACGGCGUUCACCCGCGAGCAGAUCGCGCGCCUGGAGAAGGAGUUCUACCGGGAGAACUAUGUGUCGCGGCCCCGCCGGUGCGAGCUGGCCGCGGCACUCAACCUGCCCGAAACCACCAUCAAGGUGUGGUUCCAGAACCGGCGCAUGAAGGACAAGCGGCAGCGCCUGGCCAUGUCCUGGCCGCACCCAGCGGACCCCAGCUUCUACACCUACAUGAUGACGCACGCGGCCGCCACCGGAAGCCUGCCCUACCCCUUCCACUCGCACGUGCCGCUGCACUACUACCCGCACGUGGGCGUCACGGCGGCGGCGGCCGCGGCUGCAGCCUCAGGCGCGGCGGCCGCGGCUUCGUCGCCCUUCGCUACUUCCAUCCGGCCACUGGACACCUUCCGCGCCCUCUCGCACCCCUACUCUCGGCCGGAGCUGCUGUGUAGCUUCCGCCACCCUGGUCUCUACCAGGCUCCCGCGGCCGCCGCGGGGCUCAACAGCGCGGCCUCUGCCGCGGCAGCCGCGGCAGCCGCAGCGGCUGCGGCCUCCUCGGCGGCGGCGGCCGGCGCGCCCCCCAGCGGCGGCUCUGCACCCUGCUCGUGCCUCAGUUGCCACAGCAGUCAGUCGGCGGCGGCAGCCGCGGCAGCAGCUGCCGCAGCCCUGGGUUCCCGGGGUGGCGGUGCUGGCGGUGGUGGUGGUGGUGGUGGUGGCGGCGGCGGCGGCGGCGGCGGGGGCGCAGGGGCCGGGGGAGGCUCGGACUUCGGCUGCAGCGCGGCGGCGCCGCGUUCCGAGAGCGGCUUCCUGCCCUACUCGGCCGCGGUGCUUAGUAAGACGGCCGUGAGCCCGCCGGACCAGAGGGACGAGGCUCCGCUCACCAGAUAACUACGUCGCCACCGCCAGGGGGCCGCGCCCGCCGCUCUGAGUGUGCCCGGGAGUCCCCUGUGCGCCCCCUGAGCCCUCCGCGCGUUGCCCGCUGCUGCCGCUGCCGCCAGGGGGCGCCCCGGGGCGCGGGAGGCCGAAGGGAACCUGCUCCGAAUUGGGGGAGAAGGAGCAGGCGCAAAAGCCUGGCGGGCAUCCCCCUAAAUUAUUUCUAUUUUUGUAUUUGCCACCCAGCCGUCUGCCCUUCUCUGUCUUUUCUGGCUCCCAGGACCCACUUUCCACCUCUGUCCUGAGCGCUUGGUUUCCCAAAGACCAACCCCUCGCCCCCUAAGCUAGUCCUGGCUGUGCGCUCUCAGGCCCGGGUUGCUUGGCUGAACCGCGUGGCCCGAAGCAACGGAGAACCACAACAAAGACAGAGGGGGAUGCUGUGCGCUGGUGCUUGGGGGCGGGGGAGGAGUCGCCCCGGAGGUUUCUCGCUGCUGCUGUUUUUCUUCCUUCCUUUUCUUUCAACGAGGGUGGGGGAGGUGGCAAACGUUCUUUCAGCCUGAGCUUAUUAGGGACCCUGCCCGAAGAGUGCGGGAGAACGGAGGUCUGAUAAGGCCGGGAGGACGGAUGGAGAGCGUGGGCAGCGGUGGUUGUUUGUGAGAUUGUUUACUACGUUCAGGAGCAAGGUGGGUAGGGCUGUGGCCGCCUUCCCCGGGAAAGACAAAGCCGAGGUGCUGGAAGGGGUGGCCGUUGCGCCGCCUCCUUCUCGAUCCAUCACCUUUCUCUUUUUUGGUCUUUGGUUUCAGUGCUGAUGGAAUGGAAGCAUCUUGCAUAUUUUAUGCAAAAAGUGAUGGCAAAAGAGGUUGCCACGGCCAGGGAAGGGAAAGGAAGGGAGUUGGGGUAGGGGUAAGACUGAUAGAUCGCUGUAGUAUUUGGAGAGGCGUUUUCAGCUCAGUUUUCCAACUACCGGGUUCCACUCGAUCUGGGAAAUACUUGAAUCUCUAGAUAUAUUAAUAUUACCCUAAAGCAUUUCCUUAGACACUUUUCUAAGUUAGAACUCUCUAUGUCCCUCGUCCCCUUCUCUCCUCGCUUUCCUUUUCCUCGGGUGAAAUGGUUCUUGGCAUAUUUCUCACGCAUGUCUAUUGCGCCUUCGCCUCUGCAAAGCCACCGCUGGGUUGCUGAGACCCGCUCUGCCAACCCGGCUACUGGAGGGGUUUCCUUGAACUUGAAGAAAGGUACAUCAAAACCCACUAGUGUUAACUGCCACGUCAAGUUUGAUGCUAAUAAUGUGCAGAUUAUGACGAAAAUUGCCAAUCAUGCUCUCUGAUGGACCUCCUUUGAAUGUGGAAUUGGAGAAAAGUUCCCCGCACGGAGACCUGCUGUCAAGUACUAACAACCCGCUAAGGGAAGUCAUUAGGAGAGACGGAUAAGAGACUCGGGGUGUACAGCACAUUCUUCAAACUUAAGUAGUGUUUCUGUUUGCUGAGGAUAAAGGAUGCUGUGAACAUUUUACCAAAUUGGCUUCCACCUCUUCGUGUAUUUACAGAUCUGUCUUAAAAUCGAUAUUUCGAUGGCAAAAUGCAAGAGUCAAUGGUGUGUGCAAAGCAGUCUAUUCGAUUUAAAAACUAAGAUGUCCCUUCCUCGAAAUUUUCUUUUUCCAACUGCUCACCCUGGCAUUAAUUACAACGAUGAGGACACUACUGGGAAUACAGAGGCUGCGAUCACAAGCCAUUUUGGCCUGUAAUUUACCAUUAUUAUUGCAUUAGCUCUAAAUGAUACAAGCUGAUACCGUCUUUAAUUGCAGGUUGGUUAAAUAUAUACUGAAGUAAUCCCAAGGGUUCCCUCCCCCUCGAUAAAUUCUUUUCUCUUUCCCCUUCUCUCUUUUCUUGAACUCCCCCAUUAAAGAAAUACGAUUAUAGCAGCACAUUUGAACUGGUGAUGUAUCACCCUGGUUUUCGGUGCUCUUUGCUAACUCGGGGGUUGUAACCCUUAAAAACAAAAGCAUUGAGAUAGAUGGGCCAGCAAACGGAAAAAGACAGUGGCCAAAAAACCCUGUCCAA